CCAGGCUAUCUAUUUGUAGUUUGUAGUUAGUUUCUCCUGAAUCAAUUAUCUGGCGUGACGAGGACAAACAAAGAGUUCAUUUUUUAUACAUUAGCCUCUUGUGCUUAAAAAAUAAAAAAUUCAGACUUUCACCCGUAAAAACUAUUCUCUUGUGUACAAUUAUUAUACUUACUUCUUUGCGAAAUCGAACAAGAUGACCAUGAGCAGGAAACUGUUCGUAAAGCCGCUCGCGGCCGCGGGUGCCCUGGCGGUCCACCUCUGCGGUUGGAACGGUCCCGCGUUCUUGUUUGUGAAUGCCGAGGUCGAGAUUUACAAUCACAUGGUGGAGGACGCGUACCGCUUCCUCUACGUUCCCGAUCCGGACACCACCACCUUCAAGCCCUACGAGUCCGGGUUUGGGCAAACGGACGAGCAGCGCGGUGCGCAGCUGCACCACUGGACCACGCCGGAACAAGACGUUAUUUCCCAAACUACCGGCUUUCUCACCCGGGAGGAGCACGGAGCUGGUAGCAGCGCUAGCGGUGCUCCUGCUCCGUCGGUUCUUGCAGCUGGUGGUGAGAUCGACAUGAACCUACGGACCUUCACGGGCAAGGAAGGCACCGAGCAGGCAGUGAAAAAGCGGAUCAACGGCAACCAUGGUUUGUUCAUGCCCGUGAACCCCAUGGUUAUCACCGAAGAGAUAUGACAUGAGUGCACAAGUUGUAACCCCGUCAACACCUCAUUUGAUGUAUGGCAUGAACAGGAAUACAAACACCAGCAUUUUAUUUCCGUGGAGCCUGUGCAUGACAAUUUCACAGGCCGAAGGCAGUAGCUGUUUAUGCUUGUGAAAUUUGUUCGGCAUGACAAAGGCAGUAGCCGUAGCAGUCUGUUCGGCAUGAAAGGCAGUCUGUUCGGCAUGACAAAUAAGGGGGACGAGGGGGACGUCGCCUUGUGCACUCUCAUACGAGACAAAGAAGAACGCGGAAGAUGCGGCAAUGACGUACGUGAGGAAGCAAGGUGAGGCAGGAACUACAACCCUAACUGAACAAGACGCACAAAGCCAGGCAGCCGACCUCCUCGAGCGUCACACUGUAGCUGACUCGAAGAAAUUUCACCUCGAAGAAAGCCAGGCAGACUCGAAGAAAUCUUACCUCGUGCAUAUUACAAUGAAAAAUGCCCCCACCCCCGAACUUUGGAGCAUUUGUAUUGCAAACCUUUGCAAAUGAAACAUUUGCCCUCUUGCAUCUAUCAGCAUCACAGGUGUCCAAUCGUGAAUAGCAAAAAUUUGUAUUGCAAAAGACCCCAGCAAGAGUGGCGCUUGUCAUGCAAGCGACGCGAUACAACACGCCUAGACUCUGCAUCAGAAAGAUUCAUACUCCUUUCAUGCAUGGCAAAAAGUUUUCAUUUGGAAACUUCGCAUCACAAAUUUUUGCAACUUUGGGGGUGCGGGCAUUUUUCACUGUAAUAGUACACUGGUGGGGAAAGGACAAGAGCAGUUUGGAGAAAAAGCAGAAGCGUGAGGAAAAAGACCGCAACGACCCGGAGAUGAACAUCCAGUUUUUCACGCCUCAAUUUCUGGAUGACGGUACGAAUGAUAUUCACUGGUAUGACUCGAAGAUGGAGGAGCAAUUGAACCCGCAGUACGUUGACCGACAUUUGGUCGACAUUAAGCUGCAGUACAACAUUUUGACGACCGCCAUCAGGAAGAACUUCAAGAAUAGCGACGAGGAAGAGCUGGGCCUAUCCAACGCAAAUCGAUAUGAAGAUCUGGGUCCUGCUCUGGAAAUCGAAUAAUACUUGUCAUGCUGAUUAUACUUACAUGCGUCCUCACAAAGAGGACAAACUUCACUGAUUCCAAUACGCAGCGGCCACGCAUGAGAAAUUUGUGAGCGGUUGGAGUCGUCGUGCGUAAGAACCCGCGUGACUGAGAAAUCGCGUUUUUGCACGACAGAGGGUUACUUAUUUCAGCUGGCGCUAUUCCAAAACAUGCAUCUACUUCUUCACAGAGUUCUACUUCAGGGGUAAGUACUUACGUAUUAAAUGCGGGAACAAGUUCAGCAAUACUAUGCAAAAAUUUUCCAGACCUCCCAGACAAAUUUGUUUCCUGUUGAUGACCACCAGACUGGCACGUCCCGUUGACCUAUCAAAUGCAAAAAUGUCUGGGUCUGGAAACUUGUGGUGCUAAAAUGUGCAUGAUGAAAACACUUCCUAACGCAGUCCGGCAUGACAACUUCCCAAAACGCUUUCCCAUAGGCAAUCCGCAUGAGAAACUGCGUUUUUGCAUGACAAAAGAGGCUGCGACUUUUGUUGGUUAUGCAAUACAGAUUUUCUAGGUAUGGAAAGCCAGCAUUACAAGUUCCAACACUCCAGACCCAGACAUUUUUACAAUCCAUAUGACCCUGGUCCGCAGUGUGCGGGAAGACAAGAAAAACGUGUAUUUGGUCGGCACUUUGAAGGAGCUGGCGGACUAUCCGGUGCAAAAAUAUCGUACUCGUAUAAAUGCAGGUCUUGCAUUACAAAUAUUUUUCUUAAGGUAAAUCAGCAUGACAAAUUUUAUUUUUCAUGCUGAGAAAAUUUGUAAUGCAUUUAUACGAGUACGAUACUUUUGCAGUCCAUACGGACUUCUUCGGAGCGAGUGGCGACGAGACCACCACUAGCAACCGAGUUGCGGACGAGGUCGACCAAGAACGGUACAAGCAGGAGCUCGGCAUCAGUCACAUUUGCCUGACCACUUCUUCGCCGGUUUCUGUCCAGGAGGACGUGACCACACCUUCUUCCGGGGAUCAUGUCGGCGGCUCGUAUGAUCGUACACUGAAGAUUUAUGGCGAGGAUGCUUCCUCCACCGGGUUUCUCGGACGCGCCACUUCGAUGUGCGGCUCCCGGGUGGAGCAGCGCGGAAACCCGCCGCGCGGGAGAAAGCCUACUGUGGAGGCCAAAGUCGUUGAUACAUCGACCGAAAAGUACGUCCUCUACGCCAUUCAGAACCGGAAGGGCGCGCCGAAGAAACCCAUGCUGACUCCGCACGACAUGUUUGUGAAAGAGAGCGGCACGCGGACGCUGACGUGGGACGAGGAAGCGGCGAACCGACGCGGUACAACUGGUGGCUGCGGUAUUCAGUGAGCUCUGUGCCGUGGUGCAACGAAAAUCUUCGUGAUUUGUGCCGCAGCAGGAGUACUUUCUCAUCUGCUAGGUGUGCUAGUACCGUAAAGAGUAACUCAUUUUUAACACCGUCUUUCAUCUCGUCACCUGAGUUGCUGGAGCUGGUGAGGUCUUCUCAUUGUUUCGAUGUACAGACCCUGCCCUCUGGCGGCGCAGAGAGUAGGUCGGUGUAGAAGUACUCUUGCAACUACAAGGAGUACUAAAGCUACUGCUGUACAACUGAGUCAACCUCAACAAUUUAAAGAGAACGAAUAGGACCUAUUGAUUAUCAUGGGUCCUCGUUCAAUACUUAUCUCGUUGAACCGAAUUUUUUACCACAACAACAUUGAGCACAUUUAGCACCACAUUUCAUCGGCCACCAUUUUUUUGCCACCACAUUUAGAAGCACCACAUGAGAGUAGUUGCAGCACGAGGACCAAUGCGCCGGCGUGUAUAUAAAGGGAGUUCUUGUCCGAGGAUUUCCCAGGAGGUAGAGGUGCAACCUCUUGUUUUACCUCAAAAAAAUCGUGCCAGCAACGUGACUUCUGUUGCAGCGAAGUGGCUUAUAAGAAGAUGCACAAGUAGGUACAGGUAGCACAGGUAGCAAUAGCAGUACUCUACCAGUGUCUAUUAUAGGUAUGGUUUUGGACGAUAAUGCAAAUGCACUGGUGCGCGUGCAUCUGCAUCCUUAUGUUACCCCGCGCUAGUACCUCUGGUGAUGCGGAACCAACCGGCUUGACACUGAGAGUGAAAUCUGGCACCAGGACAACAUAAUUGCCGCAUCUGAACAUCAAAAACCGCCUUUUUCCUACAAGAUCUACCAUUUUUCUCCACACGCAAACGCAAUAAAAAACCUUCGCCUCUGACAGGCCUCAUGACAAGUACGAAGACGUUUCUUCGUAAAACUGGAACAAUUUUCAGGUCAAAGAGGAAAAGCCUCGUCGAGCACGGCGAGCAGCGAAGCUGCAGGCUUGCCUUAGCUUUGACGUGUGCCCAAGAUCGUAUCUGAAGACACACGUGUCAAAAGCAAGAAGCUCCUGCAUAAAU
Molecule: messenger RNA, 4164 nt
Organism: Amoebophrya sp. A120
Lineage: Eukaryota; Dinophyceae; Syndiniales; Amoebophryaceae
Source: the annotation of a GenBank genome assembly